UCUGAUUUCUCCGGUUUAACUACUUAAUAUAUGUUCAGGUACUUCCUUCAGGGCUUCACGCAGCCCGCAAGAAGCACAAAUAAAUGGCGCCUCCUGAGCACGAGUGUCGAGAAACCAAGGCGGAUCUCGCCGCCGCGUCGCCGGGCGAUAAAAACCGUAUCUUGACCAUCGUCUUCGUCAUUGCUAUGAAUAAGGAGGCGCAACCUCUCGUGGACAGGUUCCAACUCGUCGAGGAUGUCGAUUCCAUGUUCCCAAAGGGAGUACCUUGGGUGCGUUACUAUGGAAACUAUAAAGAUCUGAAUAUUAGUGUAGUCUGCCCUGGAAAAGACCCCAUUCUGGGGGUAGACUGUGUAGGCACCGUUUCUGCAUCUCUUGUGACAUAUGCUUCUAUCCAAGCAUUACAGCCUGACCUAAUAAUAAAUGCUGGAACAGCAGGCGGAUUUAAGGCAAAAGGUGCUUCCAUAGGAGAUGUGUUUAUUGUCUCAGACGCUGCAUUCCAUGACAGAAGAAUACCCAUCCCGGUAUUUGAUUUAUAUGGAGUUGGAUUGCGUCAGGCUUUCCAGACACCCAAUCUUGUGAAGGAGUUAAAUAUGAAGGUUGGUAAGUUGUCUACUGGUGAUUCUCUAGAUAUGGCACCUGCUGAUGAAUCAUCCAUCAUUAUGAAUGGGGCGUCCCUUAAAGACAUGGAGGGAGCUGCCAUUGCUUAUGUUGCAGAUCUUAUGAAAGUGCCUGCAAUUUAUCUAAAAGCUGUGACUGAUAUAGUGGAUGGUGAUAAACCGACAUCCGAAGAGUAUCUGGAAAAUUUAACUGCAGUAACUGCUGCACUCGCUGAAGCAGCCAUUCGAGUUGUUGAUUACAUCAAUGGCAAAUUUCUCUCUCAACUUUGAUUCUGCAGAUGCUCACUUAAUUUGCUGUCUCUGGCAUAGAGUUCGUAUAUUGUACACCCGCGUGUACGUUAUAACAACUAAAAGGAUAGACUGAAGAAAAAACUGGGAGCAGUUGUAAGAUAACUCGAUCGGAGCCCGGAGGAAUAUUAUUCCAAUGUGGAGUGUGGACCUCCAUUCGACCGUUACAUUAGAAGCAGAAGUAGAGGACCUCCUUCGUCACCAUAUUCGUUGACACCAAAAGCAGGAUGUUCUUCCAUUCUCUUUCCACGAGAGAGAUGAUUUGAAGCAGCGAAGGUGCCCACCAUAUUUUCGGCCGCCGCCUUAAUUCAAUAGUGAGAUGAAAGUGCCAGCAACACCUCCCUUUCCGUGUCGAUUCAACUACUAUUGCGGUUAAAGAUGAAAUGUGAAGAGGAAGAUGAACGAUUCUUCCAUGUCUUCUCCAUAGAUGGAGAGUGAAGAUGAUAUGAGGAUGAACAAAGUCGAUUCAGAUUCGGGUUUUUUACCAAUUUAGAAAGUUGUAGGUAACCCGGAUCAAUGACGGAAGACCACAUAUGAAUUUUGAGACAUUUAGAAUUACGAUGUAUUUCAGAUUAAUAAUAGAAGAACGUGAAUAGAUGGUAUUAUUCAUGUGAACCUUUUCAUUUAUAAUAUCAUAUCAUACUGUGCUCGCCCGCGCUCAUGGCGCGGCGCUUCUCAAAAGCAAGGCGCAGCUUUGGC
Messenger RNA from Cuscuta europaea, 1604 nucleotides. The record is from the annotation of a GenBank genome assembly. NCBI's taxonomy places the organism in Eukaryota, Viridiplantae, Streptophyta, Magnoliopsida, Solanales, Convolvulaceae.